Aphanomyces astaci is the source of this 3246-nucleotide messenger RNA. RefSeq lists its product as hypothetical. Gene Ontology annotation, molecular function: ATP binding; ATP hydrolysis activity; ABC-type transporter activity. The transcript is spliced from 2 exons. The coding region runs from base 1 to 3246 and encodes 1081 amino acids. The record is from RefSeq and is a predicted model, not a curated record. NCBI's taxonomy places the organism in Eukaryota, Oomycota, Saprolegniomycetes, Saprolegniales, Verrucalvaceae. Gene Ontology annotation, cellular component: membrane.
AUGAAACCCGUGUCCCUGCUCGAUGAAAUCAGCACCGGGCUCGACUCGGCUGCGACGUUUGACAUCAUCAAAGCCCAGCAAAGCGCGGCUCGCCAUUUGAAGAAGACGAUUGUCGUAGCCUUGCUCCAGCCAGCGCCUGAAGUGUUUGACCUGUUCGACGACGUGAUUCUGUUCAACCAAGGUUAUAUCAUGUACCACGGCCGUGGAUUGGAUGCAGUGGGGUACUUUGAAGCGAUGGGGUUCACGUGUCCACCCUACCGCGACGUAGCCGACUUCCUGCUCGACUUGGGCACCACGCAACAAGACCAAUACUUGGCAGUUGGAGAUGGCGCCACUGUUCCCUGCUUGCCCAGUGAAUUCGCAUCCUUGUUCCAACAGUCUGCCAUGCAUCAAGCCAUGGUUGACUGCGCGAAGGGCCCCGCCAGUCCGCAACUGCUGGCGGACACGUCGAGCUACAUGCAGCAAACCCCCGCGUUUCACAAUUCGUUUGGCAAGAGUGUGACCCAUCUCAUCAAGCGGCAACUCACCGUGGUGCUGCGGAACCGAGUGUUCAUCAUUUCCCGUGUCAUGAUGACGUUGACCAUGGGGUUGUUGUACGGAAGCAGCUUUUACCAGGUGGACCCGCAGCUGCCCCAGGUGGUCAUCGGGGUCACGUUUCAGUCGCUCCAGUUCUUCAUCGUAUCGCAAAUUCCCAACCUACCUGCGAUCUUGGACAACCGCCACAUAUUUUACAAGCAGCGCGACGCCAACUUUUUCAGCACGCUCAGCUUUGUGGUGGCGUACUCGGUGUCGCAGAUCCCCUUCGCCACCUUGGAGACGCUCGUGUUUGGCAACAUCAUGUACUGGGUGUCUGGAUUUGUGAUGGACGCGACGGCGUAUGUGACGUACAUGUGCAUGCUGUUCCUUGUGAGCUUUGCAUUUUCUGCGUGGUUCUUCUUCGUUGGCAGCGCCUCGCCCGACUUGCACGUGGCAAAGCCGCUGGCCAUGAUGUCCGUGGUUGUGUUCAUCUUGUUUGGCGGGUUCGUCAUUGUCGAAAAGGACAUCCCCGUGUACUUUAUCUGGCUGUUCUGGAUCAACCCCGUGGCGUGGGUCAUGCGGGCGCUGGCCAUCAACCAGUACACGGCCCCGGUGUUUCAGAAUGACACGUUUGACGGCUUCAACUACAUACUUGCGCUCAACCAAACCAUGGGCGACUUCCAGCUGCGUCUUUUCGACUUUCCCACCGACACCAACUGGAUUAGCUACGCCAUGGCGUUCAUGUUGACGUGCUACGUCCUCUUAACGUUCCUGAGCUGUGUCGUGCUCGAGGCCAAACGAUACCAUGCCCACGAACAUGUCCAUGCGCCUGCCGCCCUCGAAACGGACACUGUCGACGGUUAUGUGAGCACGCCACCGACGCCACACACCACCGAUUCGAUUUCCAAGGAUUUGUCGGCUGCCGUGGAAGUGGUAGUGCCAGUGACUGUGGCAUUCCAAAACUUGGGCUACGUCGUCCCCAACCCCAAGAAGGGCGAGUCGGAUCUGCACUUGCUGACCAACGUGACGGGGUAUGCGCUGCCGGGUACGAUCACGGCGCUCAUGGGUUCGACUGGCGCAGGGAAGACUACUCUGAUGGACGUGAUCGCCGGGCGAAAGACUGAAGGCACGACCACCGGCGACAUAUUGCUCAACGGGUACCCCGCGACGGAUUUGGCCAUGCAGCAGUGCACGGGGUACUGCGAGCAAAUGGACAUCCACAGCGAGAGCGCCACAUUCCGAGAAGCACUGACGUUCAGCGCGCUCCUCCGUCAACCCAGAGACGUCUCCGAAACCUCCAAGCUCGCCUUUGUCGAGGACUGUUUAGCUAUGCUCGAAUUGACCCACCUCGGCGACUCCAUCAUCCGGGGAAGUUCCGUGGAGCAGAUGAAAAGGCUCACGAUUGGCGUCGAGCUGGCGGCGGCCCCGAGUGUGCUCUUUCUGGACGAACCGACCAGUGGGUUAGACGCUCGGUCGGCCAAGAUCGUCAUGACUGGUAUCCGAAAGAUCGCGUCCACGGGGCGAACGGUCGUGUGUACGAUCCACCAGCCGUCCGCCGAAGUGUUUGACAUGUUUGACAGCUUGCUGCUGCUCCAACGAGGCGGCCAAACCGUGUUUUUUGGCGAUUUGGGGUCGAAAGCAACCAACUUGAUCGAGUAUUUCUCUCGCGUACAGCCGGCAUUGUCGCCGCUUGUCGCUGGUGUGAAUCCGGCCACGUGGAUGCUCGAGUGUAUCGGGGCGGGGAUGGAAGUCAAGUCCCACGACGCCACGCCCGACAUGGACUUUGUAAAGAUAUUCCAAGCAAGUCCAGAAUUUCAAACCCUCACCACCAGGGUGGCCAAGGUCGCGUUCCCGUCCAGCGAAUUAGCCGAGCUCAAAUACGCCAAGAAACGCGCGGCGCCGUCCGCCACGCAAUGCCGGCUUCGUAUUCAGCGCUUUUUGCGCAUGUAUUGGCGCACGGCGUCAUACAAUUGGACGCGGCUCAUGAUUUCGAUCGUCCUCGCAGUGUUGUUUGGCAGUGUGUUUUGCAAGAUCAACUUCAACACAUUUGCCGGCGCCAACGGCGGCGCGGGCAUGAUCUUCAUCACCGCCGUGUUCCUGAGCCUGGUCUCGUUCAACAGCGUGCUCCCUCUGGCCACCGAAGAGCGCGAGUCGUUCUACCGCGAACGCGCGGCCCAAACGUACAGCGCCGUCUCGUUCGUGUUCACAGCCAUCUUUUACCCAUUUGUGGGGUUCGAAGGCACGUUCGGGGAUGCCGUCUUCUACGGGCUCAAUCUGAGCUUGAUGGUGCUGCUGAACGUGUACAUGGGGCAGCUCACAGCGUACGCCGCGCCGCGGGUCGAAGUCGCCACGCUCCUGGGUAUCCUCAUCAACUCGAUUUUUUUCCUCUUCAUGGGCUUCAAUCCCCCCGCCAGCUCGAUUCCCGCCGGCUACCGGUGGCUGUACCACAUCACGCCCCAAAAGUACAGUUUGGCGGCCAUGACCGCGUCGGUGUUGGCCAAAUGUGACGACGGCCAGGGCAUGGGCUGCGGCGCCAUCCACGACUUUCCCCCGUUCAUCUUGAAACAACUGGGCAAACCCCACGCCACCAUGAAAGAUUUUAUCGAGCUCGUGUUCGAAAUGAAGUACGACGACGCGGUCGGUAACUCGCUGGUGGUCGUGGCGUUCAUCGUGUUUUUCAGAGUCUUGGCGCUGCUUGCCCUCACAAAGAUCAAUCACCAAAAGAAGUAA